AUGAAUACUAAAUAUGGAGCGACUAAUUCCAACGAUAUUACGGAAAUUGAAGAUCAGGAGACUUUAGAUAAUGAAAUCGUUUUAAGUGUGCCAUGCAAACGUCGAAGAUGUCUUCCAUGGCGGAUGAACCAGAACCUUAUAUAUGGUCUAGGUCAUAUAUACAACGAUCUGUGUGCAGCCAUGUGGUUUUCAUACAUGAUGCUGUUCUUCCAAGCUGUAAUGGAAAUGAGGGCAGUCAUCAGCGGUGCCAUGCUGCUCUUAGGCCAAGUUGUGGAUGCUCUAGCUACACCUGUUGUGGGAAUACUUGCCGACAAAUAUAGCACUAAGAAAAUUUGGCAUUUAACAGGCAGUGCACUGGUAACAUUCACUUUUCCACUUCUCUUCAUCCGAUGUUGGGGCUGUUCUUCUGAUAGCACCGCAGAAUAUCUCACCUGGUGGAUUCCAUUCUAUUAUGCUUUUUUGAUAAUAUUCUUUCAAAUCGGUUGGGCUAUUGUACAAAUAUCUCAUCUAGCGAUCAUUCCAUCUAUUACUGAGAGUCUACAAGUCCGAUCCGAGUUGACUUCAAUAAGAUAUAUGGCUUCGGUCAUAUCCAGCUUGGCCGUGUACUUUAUAACGUGGAUAGUAUUAAGAGCAACAAACUACAGCACAUUCAUCGGACCGUCAGACGAUUACAAAUUUAGGGAUGUUUCCCUUAUCAUAACUGUUAUGGGAGUAGUAUCGUAUAUUGUUUUUCACGUCUUCUUCAAUUUGAAUCCUUUAAAAGAGGAGAAACCUAAAGCGAAUGGGCAUGUGAUCGAGAGCGGAGAAAAUGAACCGCUUAAAAUGACAGCGAAAUCCAAAAUUAUGCAUUUCUUACAGAUGCCAUUGUUAUAUCAAACAAGUUUAUUGUACGUGUUCUCCCGUCUAUAUUGGGCUCUGAGCCUAGUGUACGUCCCGUUGUUCCUCGAGGAGCGUCUAUCAGUGAAUCCGAGCGAGGGAUCCGAACUUGUAGCAAGCGUGCCGCUCGUCCUGUAUAUAUCCUCUCUCGUCUUUUCCUUUCUUUUGAAAAGCAAUAUUAAUAAAAUUGGACACCAGGUAGCGUAUUUCAUAGGCAGUUCUCUGAGUUUGGUGAGCUGCUUUUGGAUAGCACUAGCUAUCUCACCGGAUGCGCAUGUUGCUCAAAUAUAUUUAGUUGCAACAUUAAUAGGUGCAGGCAGCUCUAUAACCCUUGUGUCUAGUCUCUGUGUGACAGCCGAUUUAAUUGGACCCCAUUCUCAUCAAGGCGCACUUAUAUACUCUAUUGUGACAUUUGCCGAUAAACUAGUAACAGGAAUCGCCGUAGUAGCUAUUGAAAACUACAAAUGCGACGAUACUUUGGAUUGCCCGCAAUAUUAUAGAGGGGUCCUAACUUACGCUUGUGGAGGCAGUGCAGUUCUUGGCAUUCUGUCUCUAUCAAUAACUACUUUAGGUUCGAAAAAGAAAACACCAACAUAA
Molecule: messenger RNA, 1473 nt
Organism: Danaus chrysippus (African queen)
Lineage: Eukaryota; Metazoa; Arthropoda; Insecta; Lepidoptera; Nymphalidae
Source: the annotation of a GenBank genome assembly